Botrytis byssoidea is the source of this 2880-nucleotide messenger RNA. RefSeq lists its product as uncharacterized. The transcript has 2 exons. Gene Ontology annotation, molecular function: protein-containing complex binding; protein binding. Lineage: Eukaryota; Fungi; Ascomycota; Leotiomycetes; Helotiales; Sclerotiniaceae. Bases 1 to 2880 code for a protein of 959 amino acids. The record is from RefSeq and is a predicted model, not a curated record.
AUGAGUAGGAGUCGACGGGGUGCUGGCUCCUUCAGGGCCAAUGGCGCAGCUAUUCCAGACUCGUUAUCCUUGAUCCGAUCAUUCAACAUCGAAACCAAUCCCGCUCGACCUGUACGACCUUCUCCCCUCACAGCUUCGACAAUUCCAGAUAUGCCACUCGACCUUGUUGAUCGCAUACGCUCCUUUCCUCUUUUUGUUUCAGCUCCCGAUUCCUUUCUUGCAGCUAUCGGGAAACAUCUUCGUCCUCAGGUUCAUUCGCCUCACGAUCAUGUAUUGACUGAGGGAGACGAUGCAAAAGCCAUGUACUGGUUAGUACGUGGGGCUGUGGCGGUCACAUCUCGAGACGGAGAAGCUACAUACGCAGAAUUAAAGCCUGGUGCUUUCUUUGGCGAGAUUGGAAUAUUAAUGGAUGUACCCCGGACCGCUACAAUUAUAGCUAGAACAAAAUGCUUGUUGGUGGUGUUGAAGAAGGAAGAUUUGAGAGCUGAGCUUCCAAACUUUCCUGAAAUGGAACAAGCGAUUAUGGAAGAGGCACAGGAACGAUUGACAAUUUUGAACAAGAAAAGAAGGGAGGGCGGAUUUGGCCCAAAACUCGUCUCCACGGAGCUGGUUUCUAGAGGUGGCAAGAUCGCACGAGAAGCUGCGCCAGGAGAAGUUUCUACUGGUGAAGUAGGUGUCAUUGAGAAGGGAGUGGUCAUCAACAAGAAGAAGCGAAAAUCCCCAAGUCCAGGUAUAAUUGAGGAUCCUUCAGCUGGCAGUGCGCUGGGCAGUGGACUGGUCAAUGUCAGGAAAACACUCAAGGAGUUACCUCUAUUUUCAACUUUACCGCCAGAAAUACUUCACUUUCUUGGGUUGAGCGCCACGCCGAAGGCAUACCCACCGUUCACGGAUAUUAUUGUACAAGGUUCAAGUGGCAAUGAAAUCUACUUUAUUGUUAGAGGUGAGGCGGAAGUUAUACAUGAAAGUUCCAAUGGACACGCUGGACUAUCGCCUCAAGGUACAAAUGGAUCAUACAUCCGGCCAAGACUGAAAGCCGGACAAUACUUUGGAGAAGUUGUCAGUUUGUCUUUAGCUCCCCGGAGAACAGCUACUGUACGAUCAAUCACUUCUGUGGAAUGUUUGAUGAUCGGUGGAGAAGUUCUUGAAGAGUUAUGGAGAAGAUGUUCGCCAGAUAUACGGAAACAAGUAGAGCUGACAGCGAAAACUCGAAUUGGAAAACCCGAAGACGAAGAUAUCAUAAUGAGUGAUGCCGAAUCUCCAACUAUCAAUGAUUUAACCAUCAACAACAGUCGACCUAAACACCAAAGAAGGAAAACAUUGCCACAAGUUACAUUCACCCCUUCUAAACCUGCAAGUCCUCAUAAACCUAUUCGUGUUGAGGAUAGUGGGGUGAUGGAACCUAUAGACCCAGAUCCAUUCCUCAGUGUAGAUAUGGACAAUAUGAGGGCGAGAUCGCGAAGAGGUUCUUGGGCACCGCCUGCUCCUGAGACGCCGCCACCAGAUGAUAGAUCUUCUGGCCCAAGAACCAGAUCUAGAUCUCAAACACCCACACCUGCAAAACUAUCACAUGCAAUUACUCCCCCAGAAUCAGCUUUUCGACCAAAACGACCCAAGAUUUUCGAGCGACGUCCAAGUCAGUUUAGUCAGGGAAUAUUACCGGAUGCAAUUUUGAUCCACAUUUUCUCAUAUUUAGACAUCUAUCAAUUGAUGAGAUUACGCCUCGUAUCUCUCCAUUGGUCAACUCUCCUAAGUACCUCACCAAACGUUUGUCAAAAUCUUGAUCUAUCACUCUACAACCGCAAAAUGACCAACAAAGCACUGAUCGAAUGUAUCUGUCCAUUUGUUGGCCGUCGUGCCCGUAGCAUCAACAUCAGCAACUGUUUUCAUAUAACUGACGAGGGAUUUGCUGCAAUUUACACCCAAUGUGGCCCCAAUAUCCAAGUCUGGAAAAUGAAGUCAGCCUGGGACGUAACUGCCAACGCCGUCUUGGAAAUGGCCAACAGCGCUAAAGAGCUCGAAGAAAUAGACCUUUCUAAUUGCCGCAAAGUAUCCGAUAACCUCCUGGCCCGUAUCGUCGGUUGGGUUGUAACCGAGCCAAUUGCUCCUCAAGCCUCUCUUCGUCAAAAAGCUGCAGCUUUCGUCCCACCGGUUGGGACUGUAGUCGGAUGUCCAAAGCUCAAACGUCUCACUUUAUCGUAUUGUAAACAUGUUACAGAUCGAUCGAUGGCGCAUCUGGCUGUUCAUGCACACCAGAGGUUACAGAGUAUUGAUCUGACGAGAUGUACAACAAUUACAGAUAGUGGAUUUCAACAUUGGAGCAUUUAUAAAUUUGCAAAAUUGGAAAAGUUAAUUUUGGCGGAUUGUACUUAUUUGACGGAUAAUGCUAUUGUUUAUUUGACAAAUGCGGCAAAGGGGUUGAAGGAGCUAGAUUUGUCAUUCUGUUGCGCCCUCUCGGACACCGCAACCGAAGUUCUAAGUCUCGGUUGUCCCCAACUCCAAUCCCUCAAACUCUCAUUUUGCGGCUCGGCAGUCUCAGACUCAUCGCUUCGAUCUAUCGGUCUCCAUCUUCUCGAACUCAAGGAACUUUCUGUAAGAGGGUGUGUGAGAGUUACGGGGGUAGGGGUGGAAGCUGUGGUAGAAGGUUGUAGUAAGUUGGAGAUCUUUGACGUUAGUCAGUGUAAAAACCUAAAGGGGUGGCUGGAUGCUGGAGGAAUCGAAAGAUGGAAGUCGAGAUGGAGUCAAAGUGGGAGGAGGGAGACUGUAGGGAGGAGAGGCUUGAGGGGGGCGGUGAUGCCUAGAAAUCUAAGUGUACGGAAGGGAAGGGGAGAUUUGGUAUUUUGGAUUGAGAAGAGGAGUGGACCAGGCGUUGGCUUACGAUGA